GUACUUUAGCGCGGUAACGUGCCUCAGUAGCAGGCAGAUAUCAGAGCGCCGCGGCCGGUGACGUUUCUGCCCGUGUCAUUGGUGAAUGACCGAAGAUGGCGAGCAGCAGACUUUUCGCCAAGCUGCUCUUGCAGCAGGCUGGGGUCCGACACUGUUAUACCGGAUCAAGGAAGAAUCUCUACAUCAGCAAGGACACUAAGGUUAUUUGCCAAGGCUUCACAGGAAAACAGGGCACCUUCCACAGUCAGCAGGCUCUGGAUUAUGGCUCUAGGUUAGUUGGAGGAGUUUCACCCGGCAAAGGGGGGAAAACCCACCUGGGCUUGCCAGUCUUCAACACAGUGAAGGAGGCUAAAGAGGGCACAGGAGCGGACGCCAGUGUGAUCUAUGUGCCUCCUCCGUUUGCAGCAGCGGCCAUCAUAGAAGCCAUCGAUGCGGAGAUUCCGCUGGCGGUGUGUAUCACAGAAGGAAUUCCCCAGCAGGACAUGGUGCGUGUCAAACACAGGCUGCUCCGCCAGAACGUCACUCGCCUCAUCGGACCCAACUGCCCUGGCGUCAUUAAUCCUGGCGAGUGCAAAAUCGGGAUCAUGCCGGGACACAUUCACAAGAAAGGGAGAAUUGGCAUCGUCUCAAGAUCAGGAACCCUAACAUAUGAAGCUGUGCACCAAACUACACAAGUGGGCCUGGGCCAGUCACUCUGCAUCGGCAUCGGCGGAGAUCCGUUCAAUGGCACCAACUUCAUCGACUGCCUGGAGGUGUUCCUGCAGGACCCUAAAACAGAGGGCAUCAUUCUGAUAGGAGAGAUUGGAGGCAACGCAGAGGAGAAUGCAGCGGACUACCUUAAGGAGCACAAUUCUGGUACCAAGGCAAAGCCCGUGGUUUCGUUCAUUGCUGGACUCACAGCGCCCCCUGGCAGGAGGAUGGGUCAUGCAGGUGCCAUCAUCGCUGGGGGUAAGGGCGGAGCCAAAGAGAAGAUCGCUGCCCUACAGUCCGCUGGAGUGGUUGUCAGCAUGUCCCCCGCGCAGCUGGGAAGCACCAUGUUCAAGGAGUUCGAGAAGAGGAGGAUGCUGUAAGGCAAACAAGGGCGCCCCAUCUUAAGGGCGGCCCACUCCCCCUUCCUGCCGGCUCUGCCACAACGCACAGUGUAUUUUCAGACGUGCUUUCAAGUCCGUUUCUGUUCCGCGCCCUCACCAGAAGAAAUCAAUAGAUCUCUCUAUUGUCACUCGUAACCUUCUUUUUACACGUGUACAGCUCAGUCAGAUAUCCGGUGAGUCUUAUUAUCCUGCUGCAGAUAAAAUAAUGGUAAUCUCACGGGUGAGUCUAGAGUCAACACAGUGUACCAGUGACACACCAGCGCUGUUAACAUCUCUUGUGUUCCAUCCAGUGUGGAAAUAUGUCUGAAAUAUAAUUCUCUUGCCUCUC
This is a messenger RNA of Pygocentrus nattereri (red-bellied piranha), 1419 nucleotides long. RefSeq names its product succinate-CoA ligase GDP/ADP-forming subunit alph (gene suclg1). Gene Ontology annotation, molecular function: succinate-CoA ligase (ADP-forming) activity; succinate-CoA ligase (GDP-forming) activity. The record is from RefSeq and is a predicted model, not a curated record. Gene Ontology annotation, cellular component: succinate-CoA ligase complex (ADP-forming); mitochondrion. Gene Ontology annotation, biological process: tricarboxylic acid cycle. The transcript has 9 exons. NCBI's taxonomy places the organism in Eukaryota, Metazoa, Chordata, Actinopteri, Characiformes, Serrasalmidae. Bases 96 to 1070 code for a protein of 324 amino acids.